This is a messenger RNA of Babjeviella inositovora NRRL Y-12698, 1924 nucleotides long. RefSeq lists its product as uncharacterized. The transcript has a single exon. The record is from RefSeq and is a predicted model, not a curated record. NCBI's taxonomy places the organism in Eukaryota, Fungi, Ascomycota, Pichiomycetes, Serinales. Gene Ontology annotation, molecular function: pyridoxal phosphate binding; catalytic activity; molybdenum ion binding. Bases 225 to 1493 code for a protein of 422 amino acids.
GUUUACUGGCACCGGUGUGGGGGAAAAAGUGGGGGCUGAGAAAAGUGGAUCCUAGACGACGGAUAUUCCACACCGAUUCAGUAUCUCUAUCCGUUAGAACUCCGAUUAUUGAAAUUAGGUUGGCUAAGGAUAGUCCCAAUAUAAAUUCAUCAAAACCUCUCCCCCUUUACACCACCACUCUUUUGCUAAUCCGCCACAAUCCAUGCACAAUUAACCCUUUCCCCAUGAUGUCCAUCGCUGAUCUCUGCAAGCUCCUUGUGACCGUAUCCUUGGUAUUUGUCUCCAGCUUGUACUUUCUCCCUUCAGUUCUUAGUAAGAUAGCCUAUACUUUCUUUCCCCAGACCGCCGGAGGCUCAAAACCGACACCGAAGCAACACCAGACGUACGAGUAUGUAGCCAAGUUUUUGAACUUCUUUUACUGGCUUCAGGAAGUAGUAUUGCCUGCCCAGCUCUUGGGCGAAGACGGAGGAUUAGUCUCCAAAAUCUUUGUUUACCCGAUCAAAUCGUGUGGUUCCAUCGCAGUUGACAAGUGGGUCGUUAAUGAGCAUGGUUUGGCCUACGACCGCCAAUACAUGUUGGUGUAUAAAAAGAAAAACUCGGGUCCAGAAUCGGCGCUCGUUACAUUGUCCCACACCCUGUGUCCGAUGCUAACAUCACUUGUAACGAAGUUUAUCCCUGGCAAAUCCGAUGAAACAUAUUUCACAGAAGCACUUUUUGAAUUUAGCUACCCUGCGGCCGAAGGCUUACACGCGGCGGGAAGUUUCACGCUUCCGGUUCAUGUCACCGACGAGUACAUUAAAGUGCACGCGGAACUGAAGUCACCCAUUCUGCAUAACCUCUACGGUGUCGGCUUUACGGCCCAUAGCUUGGUAAAUGUGUUACCACGCGCCUUUAUUGAGAAUUUAAAGCUUCCCGAAUCUACAACCUUGAUUUACUCCAAGACGGGAAAAUUUGUCAAGACCAAAUCCCCCAGUCCUGAAGUUUUCCUGCAGAAAACCCCCCGGGAGGAAGGGAAUGCGUUCAGAAAGACGUUGUUCAGCGAUUACUACCCGGCUUUGGUUUUCUCGCAGAGAGACGUUGACUAUGCCAAUAAGUGCAUUGAAGCCAACACUGACGUCGUAGCGCCAGUUCCAAAAGUGACUGCGUACACAUUCCGCGGUAACAUUCUUGUAUCCGGUGGUAGGAGUUCACGGCCCCAUGAUAACGAUACGUGGGCAAAGUUUACGAUCAAUCUGAAGACUACAGGCGUCAAGCAUUUGUGGUAUGUUGCCAUGAAAUGUGCCCGUUGCUCGAGUUUGAAUAUUGUCCAGGGAAAGCUAAACCCAAAGUUGCCCGUCAGUCGAGCCUUAGCAAAGUAUCGGAAGGUGGAGAGCAGCAAGGAGCUCUUCUUUGGAAUUUACUGCAUUCAGGACGAUUUUGGAUACGAAAUUAACACCGGUGAUUCCAUCACUAUAUUGGGGAGAAAGAUCAGCUCUGCUGCCCCAUUGGAAUAGAAUUAGGGUGUGUCAGUUUUUAGCAAUGUGCAGAAACCAUAGAGGCUGAGAUCCGGCUGUACCGUUUCGAUCCAUAGCGGUGGUAGGUUUCUGAUAGAUCGCGAAGAUCAUAUCUAAUUUCUGUCUCCUUUUCUGGGUUCGACUGUCUUUGUUUUAGAACAGUUAGAGAAACUAGCUCUCGUAUAAAGUGCAUCUAGGUUGUGUUACUUCUCGGGUUAUUUUGAAUAAAUUUUGAAACCACCCCUUUUAACUUAGUGAAGUGGCUUAUCGGAGAGAUUUACGUGAUGGUCGAAGCCCGUACGCUGGUAUUAAAACGAUAUGUUUAGCACCCAGACAAAGAAUGUUCCCUUUUCGAGGUGGCUUUUAUAGUAGGGAUUCAAGUGAGUAUUUUUGUAUGGUCCUUGUACUUCCUGUUUUGGGAUCAAUCCGAC